Messenger RNA from Hemisphaericaspora subhashii, 2109 nucleotides. Its product is annotated as ssDNA-dependent ATPase. The record is from RefSeq and is a predicted model, not a curated record. The coding region runs from base 1 to 2109 and encodes 702 amino acids. Gene Ontology annotation, cellular component: nucleus. Gene Ontology annotation, molecular function: single-stranded DNA helicase activity; ATP binding; ATP hydrolysis activity. Gene Ontology annotation, biological process: regulation of DNA repair; DNA-templated DNA replication; DNA repair. The transcript has a single exon. NCBI's taxonomy places the organism in Eukaryota, Fungi, Ascomycota, Pichiomycetes, Serinales, Debaryomycetaceae.
AUGAAUGAGCCUUGUCCUAUCUGUUCCAAACCGUUCCCACUGAGUCUAUUGGAACGUCAUGUGAAUAUUUGUUUAGACACACAGGAAGAAAUUAAAGCAACCCAAGCAAAUUCAAGUACUGACGCGGUUGAAAUAAUUGAUGUCAAGAAACGAGAUGCAUUUUCAGCAUUAGGUCUAAAAGCAGAUUCUUCGCUGAAGAAGAAACCAAAGACUGAAACAAAGAAGAAUAGCCUUGCUGCUAUACUUAUUCAAGAACGACGACUUCAGAAUGAACUUAAAAAGAAAUCAAAUGAGUCAAAUGGUAGUCAAGAGAUAUCUUUGGAAGAUCAAUUUAAAUCAAUUAGUCAAGAUGCCCAAGCUCAUAUCAAAGAAGAAAAGAUAGAAGAGGUAGUAGCAACUCCUCCAAGAACUUCAGAAAUCCUUGCAAGAAGUCAAGAAGUCAAUGAACUCAAACGACAAGCUUCAAUACCUUUGGCCCAUCGACUUCGACCCAAGACAUUGGAUGAUUUCUACGGUCAAGAAAAAUUACUUGGUAAGAAUGGUCCAUUACGUACAAUAAUAGAAGGGGAUCAUAUACCGUCAUUCUUACUUUGGGGAGCUCCUGGAAUUGGAAAGACUACCAUUGCGAGAAUAAUUGCCAAAUCAACGAGUUGUAAAUUUGUGGAACUUUCAGGAGCAGAAUCAAAUUCGAAACAAUUAAGACAAAUUUUUACCCAAGCUGCAAAUCAUAAGAGUUUAACCGGACAGCUGACUAUUUUAUUCCUUGAUGAGAUACAUAGAUUUAAUAAAGCGGUCCAAGAUUUAUUAUUACCAGUGAUGGAGAAGGGGGUUGUGACUGUAAUUGGGGCAACUACGGAAAAUCCUUCGUUUACGUUAAACAAUGCUUUAUUAUCCAGAAUGCAUACAUUUGUAAUGGAGCCUUUGAAUCGAGAAUCUAUGUUGAAGAUCCUUAGUCGAGCUUUGUAUGAAGUCAAUAAAAUUAGAAAAAUGGUUUAUGAGUUACAUUAUAUAUCAUUACUGAAGGAUGCGUUUAAUUAUAUUGCGGAUUUAAGUAUGGGUGAUUCAAGAAUUGCUUUAAAUAUUCUUGAAUCAGUAAACGCCCAUCUCUCAACUGAGAAGUUCACCAGAAAUGACAACAAUCCAAAGGAAGGAAACACUCAAGAGACCAAAAACAAACAAGGAGUCAUCAAAAUAACUUCAGAAAUGCUAAAACAGCUAUUCAAAACGAAAAAUUUCCACCAAAUGUAUGACCGAAAUGGAGAAUCUCAUUAUGAUAUCAUAAGUGCCUUUCACAAAUCAGUCCGAGGAUCUGACCCCGAUGCAGCCAUGUUUUACCUAGUCAAAAUGUUAUCAGGAGGAGAAGAUCCUUUAUUCAUCAUGCGAAGAAUGAUAGUCAUCGCAUCCGAAGAUAUCGGACUUCGUGAUAGUUCAUGUCUUCCAUUUGUAGUCGCAGCCAAAGAAGCACUUGAAUUUGUUGGGAUGCCAGAAGGUGAGAUCAUAUUGGCUCAUGUGACUAAUAAAUUAGCGCGAGCACCUAAAUCUACGAAAUCUUAUAGAUCACUUCGUACUGCACAGAAAUUAAUUCUGGAAGAGCCAGAGGUGUUAAAGCUUCCCGUUCCGUUACAUUUACGUAAUGCUCCGACAAAAUUGAUGAAGGAGUUGGGAUAUGGGGAGAAAUAUAAGUAUAAUCCUGGAUUUGAGCAUGGGAUUGUAAAACAGAGUUAUUUUCCUGAUGGAAUGGAACCAGUUAAGUUCUUGGAGGAUAUGCAUCUCGGAUGUGUCAAAGAUCCACAGGUUGGUGAAGAUGAAUAUGAAGAUGCAAAAAAGGCAGAAGAAGAUUAUAAGAACUUUAAGGCAAGUUAUCGAGAGAAGCUACGUGAAGACUACAAGACAAAGAAACAAGUUGAUUGUGAAAAUCCAACAGAUGAAGAUAUUGGUGAAGGAAGUAGUUUUGCAUAUGAUGAGUUUUUAAGUAAAGAAGAUCAACCUCAAUAUUCUGAAGAUCCUGAUUGUACUGAUAAUUUUGGUAAAUCUUAUGAUGAAUUUUUAGAACCAGAUUCUCAAGCUGAUUUAUACGAAGAUAGCAAUUCUCCAGAUAAUAUAGAUUAA